This is a messenger RNA of Plenodomus lingam JN3, 1875 nucleotides long. RefSeq lists its product as uncharacterized. NCBI's taxonomy places the organism in Eukaryota, Fungi, Ascomycota, Dothideomycetes, Pleosporales, Leptosphaeriaceae. The record is from RefSeq and is a predicted model, not a curated record. Gene Ontology annotation, molecular function: syntaxin binding.
AUGCGCACUGCGACGAGUCACGGGGAGCCUCUCAGCGGAAGCGCCCACCCGACUACGCAGCUACGCAGCCAGCUACGCAGCUACGGAUUCAUGGCAACUGUGGCCCAGCAGCGCCAGCCGACGACGACCCAAACUCGUCCCACUCACGACGGAAGCCGCAGUAGUGCCUCUGCUUCGCCUGCCAUCAUGCCUCCCGCCCAGCAUGCACCCACGCCCGCGCCCGCGCCGGCGAAGAAGGGCAAGGGCAAAAAGGCUGCCGACCCCUCGGAGCAGCAGAAGCAGAUCCAGGCCAAGAUUGCACAACUCGAGCUGGACCAGGCUGGCGACAAGGAGCAGGAGCUCGAAAUUGAACGCGAAGUGAAAAAGGCCAACCGCGAACUCUCCUCUCUCCUCUCCAACAUCGACGGACCCCUGUUGCGCCUCGAGAGUGUGCAAAAGCGCUAUUCGGAGCUGCUGGCGGACAUGAAGCGGACCGAGCGCGAGCACCAAAAGGCAAAGAAGCGCGGGGAUCAACUACAGAAAGAAAAGGAUGCGCAGAGAUCCGAAUUGAACAAAGUCACAACCAUGAAAGACAAGCUGGACAAGUUGUCGCGUGACUUUGCCAAAGAGAACAAGAAGUUGAAGGAUGAGUUGCAUAAACUCGAAACAAGCGAAUCGGCUGCCCGGCAGGAACUGCAUGACCGCGUGGAGCAUCUAGUCGCUGAUGUGGAUGAAUGUAUUGCAGCUACCACAGGGCCCGAACCGCAGAACCAGGCGGAGUUGGAACUGGAUGAGCUGUUCCGCCAGAAGUUCAAGUCAUUCAUUGAUCAGUACGAGCUGCGAGAGUUGCAGUUUCACUCCCUACUUCGGACCAAGGAGCUGGAAAUCCAGUAUCAGAUGGCUCGAUUAGAACAACAGCGCAAGCAACAAGAAGCUGAGUCUUCGAAAUCUCAUCAAUUGACCCGUCAGGUCUCUACAUUUUCGCAAACAGAGACUGAGCUCAGAACGCAGCUCAACAUAUACGUGGAAAAGUUCAAGCAGGUUGAGGAGACUCUCAACAAUUCCAAUGACUUGUUUCUGACAUUCCGCAAGGAAAUGGAGGAGAUGUCGAAAAAGACCAAGCGACUCGAAAAGGAGAAUCAGAAUCUCCAGCGCCACAAGGAAAUCACCAAUCGCAACAUUGGUGAGAUGGUCGAGGAACGCCACAAGAUGCAAGAGGAGCUGGCGAGGAAGACCAAAGAAGCAGAAGACCAACGCAAGAAGAUUGCUCGUCUGGAGACGCUAUGUCGGGGCAUGCAAGCACAGGGGCGCGGCCAGGUUCCCAUGAACGAGCUGGAAGAGGAUGAAGAGGUUACCGAGAGCGAGUACGAAUAUGGUGAUCACGAGGAAGACGAAGAAAGCGAAGAGUACGACGAUGAUACGGAAGAGGAUGCCAUGGAUCCAGCACCCGAACAACGCCGGCCUUUUGGCCCUGUCCCACCGCCGCCACCACCACCACCACCACCACCACAGUCGGUCGUGCAGGUAAAGCCCAAUGGGCACAAACAGGUCAAUGGGCAGAUCAAUGGCGAAAGGGCCAUUUUCGUGACUGCACAGGAGUUACCGCGCUGGUUUAGUCUUUACCGUUUCAUGGGCCUUGGUAGAUCAAGCCAAGACCCCAAUGAGGCCGUUCAGUCGUCGUCUUCUGCUGCCACACCAACGCAGAUGAUCAUCGCCAUCUGCAUCUGCAUCAUCGCCACAGUAGCAUGGCAUUUUUCGGUACAAUGCAGCCACCUAGACAGACAGGCCCGGCGCAUGGUUGGACUGGCGACUCGACCUGCCUCGGCACGUUUUCCCCGCAAGGACCCUGGCCCUGGCUUCGUCGCGGCUAACCCUACGACAGCUUCCGCUAUUUAG